UAAGACUCUAAUUCUUGGCAAGGACCAAUGGCUGAAUCCGUCCUCAGCACUGUUCUUGGGAAUGUGGGCAAUCUUGCUGUUCAGGAGGCUAGUUUCUUAGGUGGGGUCACACUUGAAGUGGCCUUCUUAAAAGAUGAGCUGAUGCGGUUGCAAGGCUACCUCAAAGACGCCGAGAGCAAACGGAGAUCUGGAAAUGCAACAGUCACUAUCUUAAUGAGCCAGAUCGGGGAUGCUGCUUAUGAGGCCGAGAAUGUUAUCGAAGCAGUAGAUUACAUGAAGAAAAGAAAUGACAUAAAAAAGGGCUUCAUGGGUGCAAUUUCAAGGUAUGCUCACAUACCAAGUGAUUUGACUACCCUGCAUAAAGUUGGUGUUGAAAUCCAGCGUGUAAGAAGGAAACUCAGUGAGAUAUUUCAGAGCAUAGAACGUUUGAAAAUCAACUUGGAUAGUGGUGUUGUGGAUGAGUCUCUAGAAGAUUAUGACCUUAGACAUUUGCGUAAUGAUGAUGUUGUCAUGGUAGGUUUUGAGAAUGAGUACAAAGAAAUAGUGGACAAAUUAGUUCAGGGAGAAAAAAUGCUUAGUGUUGUCUCCAUAGUUGCCAUGGGCGGGGCAGGAAAAACAACACUUGCUAGAAAAGUAUACAUUUCUUCUCAAGUCGAACAACACUUUGAAGCACUUGUUUGGGUUACUGUAUCUCAAAAGUUCAAGGUCAUUGAUUUACUAAAGGAGAUUUUGAAGCAAAUACUGAGUGACGUAGACCAGUCUACAAAAAUUGAUGAAAUGAAAGAGUAUGAGGUGGGAAAGAAGAUCCAUGAUAUCCUCAUCAAGAAAAUAUACUUGGUAGUUCUCGAUGAUGUGUGGGAAACAGACACAUGGGAACAAAUAAAUAGAACAAUUAAGGCCUUUCCGGAUACGUCUAACUGUAGUAGAAUACUGCUAACCACAAGAAAAGAAGAUGUUGCGAAACAUGUUGAAAUGCAAACCCAUGUACAUGCUUUGAGGAGUUUAGAUGAAGAGAAAAGUUGGUUACUUUUUAGUAGCAAAGCUUUACCUUCAUAUAGAAUAUCAAGCAUACACAAUCUGGAUAAAUAUGAAGAACUGGGAAGAAAACUUACAAGGAAAUGUGCUGGACUACCACUUGCACUUGCAGUUUUAGGGGGGUACCUAUCAAAGAAUCUCAACACACAGGCAUGGUCCGAUGUGCUACUGUGUUGGCCAUCAACCAAGGACACACAGAUGAUGCGAGCCAUAAUAGCUCGCAGUUACGAGAACCUACAAAAUCACCAUUUAAGAUCAUGUGUGCUGUAUCUUGCUGCUUUUCCUGAGGAUUACAUAAUAUCUGUGUCAGCUCUUAUUAAUCUAUGGAUAGCAGAAGGCUUCAUUCCACAUACACCUAAGCAUACUCUAGAAAAAACAGCUCGUAUGUAUGUAAGUGAGUUGGCUCAAAGAAGCUUCGUGCAAGUUGUUCAAACAAGCAUUAUACAUGAACGUGCCGAGGAAAUAAGGAUUCAUGAUAUAAUACGUGACUGGUGCAUAGAAGAGGCAUCACAAGAUGGUUUCCUUGAUGUCAUCCAUGAAACUACUAGUGGGCAAGUUGGUGCAUCAUCAUCUCAUAACAAGAUAUUCUAUCGUUCUUCUUUCCAAAACUUGAGUGGGCAGAUCUUACAGGCUUCACCUAAUCUCAGAACUUUGUUUGGCUUUGAACUUUCAUCACUAUCUUUACCUGAUGUAAGGUUCCUAAGAGUUCUUCAUGUUGAGAACACAAGGCUAAAGAAUUUCUCAACGGUAAUUGGUGGGUGCAUUCACCUACGACACCUGAGUUUGAGAGGUUGUGGAAGAGUGAAGGUUCCCUCUUCAAUCAGGAAACUCCUUUAUCUGCAAACUAUACAUGUAGACUCAAAUGUACCAAGCUCCCUCUGGGAUAUACCUACUCUAAGACAUGUAGAUCUUUGUUGUAUUUCUCUGCCAAGGAGUGUGCAAAUUCUACAAACCCUACAGGAGCUUCGUAUGUGGCCCACUGAUGAUGAAGUAGGUAAAGACCCGAUGCCGAUCUUGGAGAUGCUUCCUUGUCUUGUAGUGCUAGAGUUGCAUUGUUUUAUACCCGAAGCAAUGUCCUCUGGUGCCCAAGGGUUCCCUCGUCUGCAAGAGUUACGACUUGAGGGCUGUUACUUUAACAAGUGGACGAUGGAGGUUGGGACAAUGCCAAAGCUAUCCCACCUGUCACUUGAUAUGUUCGAUAUGCUGGAUGAAAUUGAAAUCCCCGAUGGAUUACUGCACCUUCCAUCCAUCAGUUUCGUAUCACUGCAUGCGAGAGCAAUUGCUUGUUCGAGUCACAGCACAGCGGAAGGGCUGAAGCAGAAAGGAUGCGAGGUCACAAUAGUUACUGUUCCCCUUUAAUCUCGAACAACAUGGAUGAUCAAGUAUUAUGAAGGCAUUAUGGUUCGGCUAUGCUCUCUUGGCAGACGAACAAGUAUCUCACAACCUAUAUAUCAGGC
This is a messenger RNA of Triticum aestivum (bread wheat), 2492 nucleotides long. RefSeq names its product putative disease resistance protein At1g50180. The coding region runs from base 28 to 2394 and encodes 788 amino acids. Gene Ontology annotation, biological process: defense response to other organism. Gene Ontology annotation, molecular function: ADP binding. NCBI's taxonomy places the organism in Eukaryota, Viridiplantae, Streptophyta, Magnoliopsida, Poales, Poaceae. The transcript is spliced from 3 exons. The record is from RefSeq and is a predicted model, not a curated record.